Molecule: messenger RNA, 3376 nt
Organism: Paramormyrops kingsleyae
Lineage: Eukaryota; Metazoa; Chordata; Actinopteri; Osteoglossiformes; Mormyridae
Gene: atl3
Product: atlastin 3
Molecular function (GO): GTPase activity; GTP binding
Source: RefSeq, a predicted model, not a curated record
AUAUUGUAGAUCUGGAGCCAUUUUGUAAUGUUGUUAUAGGACUUAAAAUUUCUUAUAUUACCUAGCGUUUAUUGCGGUAUAUUUGUCGCAUCAGAUGUAGAGUAGAGUAUUGUAUAAGAUUUAUUUAGCUCUGUUAUUGUGGCUGCAUGCUGCGUAUAGAGAGUAUAUUUGUUGAUAUAUAAUCCGUGGUUGUUGCAUCCCAUAUACUAAUGGAAUUUUGUAACGCGAAAUGCGUUUUAACAUUGUAGUACCACCAAUGGACAAUUGCAAAUGUCAUGGCGUUAUUCCGUUUAUGCAUUUUAACAGGAAGUACCAGUGUCUCACCAAUGAGGGGCAGUAGCGAGCCUGGCGCAGUCCAAAUUGUGACUGUUAGCAAGGAGGAUCACUCCUUCUCACUGGACACAGAGGCUCUGGAACGAGUUCUUUUGUCCCCACACGUCCGAGACAAGCAUGUCGUGGUGCUGUCCGUUGCCGGCGCCUUCCGCAAGGGCAAAAGCUUCAUUCUGGAUUUCAUGCUUCGAUACAUGUACAGAAAGUCUGAGGACAACUGGUUGGGAUCAGAGGAUGAGCCCCUGACAGGCUUCUCUUGGAGGGGGGGCUCGGAACCAGAAACCACUGGAAUCCAGCUGUGGAGCGAGGUCUUUCUGCUGGAAAAGCAAGACGGCUCUGAGGUGGCAGUGGUGCUGAUGGACACCCAGGGGGCUUUUGACACCCAGUCUACUGUGAAGGACUGCGCCACCAUCUUCGCCCUCAGCACCAUGACUAGCUCCAUACAGAUCUACAACCUCUCUCAGAAUAUCCAGGAGGAUGACCUACAGCAGCUUCAGUUGUUCACAGAGUACGGUCGCCUUGCCAUGGAUGAAAUCUUCCUGAAGCCUUUUCAGUCCCUAAUGUUCCUCGUCAGAGAUUGGAGUUUCCCCUACGAGUAUCCCUACGGACUGAAGGGGGGCAGUGACUUCUUGGACAAACGCUUGCAGGUAAAAGAGUCCCAGCACGAGGAGCUGCAGUCAGUGAGAGAGCAUAUCCACUCCUGCUUCAACUCCAUUUCCUGUUUCCUGCUGCCACACCCAGGGCUGAAGGUGGCCACCAGCCCCGCUUUCCGGGGGCAGCUAAGAGACGUGGCCCAGGAGUUUAAGGACGAGCUCCGUACCCUAAUUCCUACACUGCUGAAGCCAGCCAGCCUGGCUGAAAAGGAGAUCAAUGGCAACAAGGUCACAUGCAGAGGUCUGCUGGAGUAUUUUAAGGCAUACAUAAAGAUCUACCAAGGCGAGGACCUUCCCCAUCCGAAAUCCAUGCUGCUGGCAACAGCAGAGGCUAACAACCUUGCAGCAGUGGCAGCAGCCAAAGAUCAAUAUUACAAGAACAUGGAGAAGGUCUGUGGGGGAGACUUGCCUUACGUCUCACCGGACUCCUUAGAGGAAAAGCAUCAGUUCUGCCUCCAGGAGUCACUGGAUCUCUUCACGUCCACCAAAAAAAUGGGGGGACAGGAGUUCUGUGAGCGCUACUACACCCAUUUGGAGAAGGAGCUGGAGGAGAUGUGGCAGUCUUUCAGGAAACACAAUGAGUCCAAGAACGUCUUCAGUGCAUUCCGAACACCUGCAGUGCUGUUUGUCCUUGUGUGCUUCCUGUACGUUCUGUCGGGCCUGCUGCUGUUCAUUGGAUUGGCCAGUAUGGCGUCUCUGUGCGACCUUGUCCUGGGCCUGGCCAUGAUUGCCAUGCUCACUUGGGCCUUCAUACGUUAUUCUGGAAAAUAUCGCGGGCUUGGUAGUGCAAUAGACCAAGCUGCUGGGGUACUACUGGAACAGGCUACAGUGGUAUUAAACAUGUCCAGAAUGCCAGCAGUGGUGCAACAGAAGAAACAAAGUUAGGUUCCCAAAUAAAGCUCACUGGCAGCCAGGUGACAUUCAUGGCUCACAUAAUAACAUAGUGAUACACAAAAUGGAUACCAAGAGAGAAACAGCACAAGUGUCUGGUCGUAUACGGGCUCUAAAAUCUUAGAUUAUUGACACCUUUACACACACCACAAUACACUACGUGGCAAUGACAGUAAUACCAUUUCACCAGCACAAAAGUGUGGCAACCUACAGCACUAUCCAGCUUUAAACGUUAAUGCGAGGUGUACUGCAGGGCUCCGUCUUAGAACCCAAAGAACGUCAUUUUGUACUGCUAUGCAUUCACACUGCCUUAAGCUGUUACCCUGUCUCAGGGGCACUGGUGUUUGUUGUUUAGAAAAUUCAAAACUAGGAAGUAGGUGCAUUUAACACACCAGACAUUGGUCAGUUAGCUUUGUCACCACAAUCUUUGGGUUGUGUGACUGUAAUAUCAAAAUAUGUUUUAUCUGGGUUUCAUCUGCAAAUGAUUACUUAUAAUUUAAACACCAGUGUACUAUAUAAUUUAAUAAUUUAAUGUCUAUAUAUGCCUCAAAUUUGAUCUGGCACCAUGCUGCAUUAAUGCCUUGUAUUUUACACAAUGUGCCUUAUACAUAAUUAUAGCAGUACUCCCAGGGUAAUAAUCAGGUGCUGCGUUUUUUUAUACACUAUUUUUCUGCUUAUGGCUGUUUUUCCGCUGUAGUAUUCAGACAUAUUGUUUUCCCUGUUAUUCCCUUUUUCUUAUGUUUAGCAAUUAGAUACAAAAAAAAAACUUUCCACAUACAGGUUGGAUGUGUGUAUACUCCAUAAUGCAUCCAUUUAAAGUGUCAUGAUAUUUUUAUUGCAUGAGAAUUGGUCCGCUACUUAGAUUGUUACAUGCUGUCUGUUAACUCUGACUCCAUUCCUGUCUUUAAGAAACUCAACUCUGCCGUAUAUCAAGAUUUGUUUUAACUUUUAAAUCAUCACAUAUUCUGUGAUAUUUUGGUUAUAUCAUUUCAGUAACUCGCACAAAGUUGCAUCUUAAAUGAACUGAGAUUUUAAGUAGUGAAGGACCAGUUAAAAGGUUUAUAUUUGAUAAUACAGAAAAUGAAUUCCAGCUGCAAGAGAACACCCCUCAUAACUAAGCAGUAAUGUUUAUAUAUAUUUUUUUAUUUAAUUACUCUGUACAUCACAUUCCACAACAUGUUGCAUUCAAGUCUUAUGUCAUCCUGUAAAGUUGCACAUGUAAAUGAUGUGGGUAUUGUUCAUUAACUUUGAUACUCUUUGCACAUUUUACUCUUUGUUUAAAUUUAAAGUUUAUUCAUUUAUGUAAUAAAAACAUUUGCAUUAAAUGUAUUUACUCAGCUUUCUUUCUCUCCUGGCUUUACCGAUGUUAAAUGUAAAUUUAUUAUUUUGUCCAAAUCAGCUUACACGUUAAGAGCAUAUACUGUGUUAUAUCGUUUACUGGAAUUGUUACUGAAAGGAGUAAAAGCUUUUGAACUAAAUAAAAUGAGAAUGUUUAAAAUGAA